Molecule: messenger RNA, 1500 nt
Organism: Brassica napus (rape)
Lineage: Eukaryota; Viridiplantae; Streptophyta; Magnoliopsida; Brassicales; Brassicaceae
Exons: 1
Coding region: 1-1500 (499 amino acids)
Molecular function (GO): nucleic acid binding; RNA-DNA hybrid ribonuclease activity
Source: RefSeq, a predicted model, not a curated record
AUGCCGAAGAAUGCUGGUGGACUAGGCUUUCGCGAUAUUGAACACUUCAACGAUGCUCUCCUAGCAAAGCUCGCUUGGCGCUUACUCAAGCAUCCUGAUUCGCUACUUGGCCAGAUCAUAUUAGGAAAGUAUUGUCGACAGAAUGAUCUCCUCUCAUGCUCUUCCUCGGGAGCCAUGUCACACGGUUGGAGAGGAAUUCUAGCUGGCCGAGACGUAAUUAAGAAGGGAUUAGGCUGGGCAGUGGGCACAGGAAAGGACAUCAAUGUGUGGAGUGAAAAUUGGCUCUCAACGGGCGAAGUAUCACGUCCCAUCGGACCUCCAAAUUUCCAAGAUCAGGAUCUGACGGUGCAAGACCUCAUUCUUCCCUCAACGGGAGAGUGGAAUGUUAGCGCCAUAAGAGCCCACCUACCUCAGUAUGAGGAUACAAUCCGACUGUUACAGCCUAGUGCCUUUGAGAUGCAAGACACCUUGGUGUGGCUGCCUGAGAAGUCGGGAUCAUAUACCACAAAGUCGGGUUAUGCGCUGGCAAAACUACAUGGUACUUGUCAAGAAACAGAAGAGGCUCUACACCACUUUAACUGGAAAACGUGUGUCUGGAGCAUAGCAACAUCUCCUAAGCUAAAGCUCUUUCUGUGGAAACUAUCACACAAAGCCUUAUUGGUGGGUGACGCUCUGGUACGAAGAGGCAUAAAUGUCAAUGGGGAGUGUAAGAGGUGUGGAGGAAGAGAAAGUGAAAUCCAUGCGUUCUUUCAUUACCAUUUUGCUGCAAAAGUGUGGGAUCUCUUGCCCGCUCUUCAAAAGCCCCUCAGUUCCACUGCAACAAUCCCACAACUUCUUGAAAGCAGCAAGCGUAUUAUCAAUCUACCUCCCUCGGGUGUCUCGCAGCCGUUAUACCCCUGGGUAUUAUGGAACCUAUGGACUAGCAGAAACCAGCUCCUGUUCGAAGACAAGACCUAUACAGAGCUGGAGGUCCUCAACAAAGCUAUCCGAGAUGCACGAGAAUGGAGUUGGGCUCAACCCCUCAGCACGUUAAAAGCUACGACUAAACUAGCCCCCCCACCGAUGAUAUGCAACAAUCCCUCUAUCUUACUCUGUUUUACAGAUGGUGCUUGGGAUGUAGGCUCGAAGAAGUGCGGGAUGGGGUGGACUUUCAAAGACAAUGCGGGAUUGCUUCUGGCGCAAGGUUCUGAUGCAAGGGGCUAUGUCAAAUCCGUCCUAAUGGCAGAAGCUCUAGCACUGAAGACUGCGAUCUCGGCUGCAAUGUAUUUAGGCUUCCUCAACCUGAGGUGCCUUUCAGACUCUAGUAGUCUCAUCUCUCUGCUCACUACAGAUUCCUCUGUCACUGAGCUCCAAGGGAUCCUCCACGACAUCUGCGUGUUGAGUUGUUCCCUUUUAUCUAUUUCUUUUGCUUUUACGCCUCGAGCUUCAAACGUAUGUGCGGACGGUUUAGCCAAAUCAGCCCUACGUUUGUUUGUAAACUCUGAUCCUCUAAUGGAGUAA